CCGUAAAUCUUUCUUCUUGCGUUGCCUAAUAAUUGACCCCUAUAUAGUGGAGUAUAUACAUAAACUAAUCUCUCUCUCUCUCUCUCUCUCUCAAUCCUUUCUAUCCUCCCAGUUGUGACCAAAACCACUCCCCACCACAAGCCGAGUGAUGUCGGACAAGUGCACCCACCACAAGGAGAAGCGAAGAAAGCUGCUCCGGCGGUGUUGUGCCGGACUUCUCAUCUUCAAUUUCAUCCUCCUCGUCCUCAUCCUCCUAAUUUGGGCCAUCCUCCAGCCCAAAAAACCCCAGUUCAUUAUCCAAGACGCCACCGUUUACGCCUUCAACGUCUCCGCGCCCAAUUUCAUUACCUCAAGCAUCCAGGUAACCAUUUACUCCCGUAACCCCAACGACAAGAUCGGCGUCUACUACGACAAGCUCGACAUCUUCGCCACCUACCGCAGCCAACAAAUCACCUAUUACACCGCCAUUCCGUCAGUUUACCAGGGCCACAAGGACGUCAACGUCUGGUCUCCGUUUGUCUCCGGUGUUAACGUCCCCGUGGCGCCCUACAACGGCGCCUCCCUCAGCCAGGACCAGGCGGCCGGAAUGGUCGGCCUCACUUUCAAGAUCGAUGGACGGGUGAGAUUCAAAGUCGGCACCUAUAUCUCCCGCCGUUACCACCUCCAUGUCAAGUGCCCGGCCAGGAUCGAUUUCGGUGGCCGGAGCAGCAGCGGCGUUAUCGUCGGAGGUAACGCCGUCAAGUACCAGCUCACUCAGGGUUGUCGCGUGACGGUUUGAUGUGGGGGGUCCAGAUUUCGCCGUUAAAUAAUUGCUUAUUUUCUUCUCUAUAUAUAUCUAUACAAUAACGCGGUGUAGGAGUCUUUAUCAUGCACGUUCCUUUGUUUUUGUGUUUUUCCUUAUAGGAUACGGGGUUGAAUUGUAUAUUUUGGCAAUGAAUGAAUGAAUAAAAGCAAGAUAAGGAAAAUAGAUAAAUUGCAGUA
Messenger RNA from Rhododendron vialii, 981 nucleotides. RefSeq names its product NDR1/HIN1-like protein 1. Lineage: Eukaryota; Viridiplantae; Streptophyta; Magnoliopsida; Ericales; Ericaceae. The transcript is spliced from 2 exons. Bases 149 to 778 code for a protein of 209 amino acids. The record is from RefSeq and is a predicted model, not a curated record. Gene Ontology annotation, biological process: defense response to other organism.